This is a messenger RNA of Neurospora tetrasperma FGSC 2508, 960 nucleotides long. RefSeq lists its product as uncharacterized. The transcript has a single exon. Lineage: Eukaryota; Fungi; Ascomycota; Sordariomycetes; Sordariales; Sordariaceae. The coding region runs from base 1 to 960 and encodes 319 amino acids. The record is from RefSeq and is a predicted model, not a curated record.
AUGGAACAUGGGUGGAAUUACAUCUCGCUCUUCGUCUUCUCCCUCAUCCUCAUUCUCGCCAACGCAGCCUCGGUCCACAGCGCCAACACCCGUCGCCAACUAGUAGCCGCCAUCGAACCCAACACCGUCCUCGUCGAGCACCACGAUCAGGGCUAUCUUGCCCCAGCGAUACCCUUCCUCAAACCAUUUACAGCCACAACAGCUCCAGCAACAACAGCAACAGAAACAAACAAAAUAGAAGCAGUAUACCUCCCCCCCUCCUCCUUCCCGCCCGAAGCAUCCUGCAUGAUGGCCAUCUGGUCUCUCAUAGUCGACAUCCCCACCCCCGGCCCUGCUCUCUCGGCCGCCCUCCACCAAGCCAAAGACACGCUCGCCCCUUCGGCCAUGGCAAGCCCUCAAUGCACCAUCACGCUCCCCGCCACAUUGUCAAGCGAGUACGGGGUGUACACAUCCAGAGUGAGUAGCUGGGUGAGCAAACACAGCGAGGAGCUGGAUACGUUGGAUAGUGUUUGUGCGGAGACGUCGCGAGAUAUGAGGACGGGGCCAGGGUGUACGGCGCCGGUUGCGGUUUUUACUGGUGCUAGUUCUGUUGGUGCUACUUCUACUGGUGCUACUUCUACUGGUGCUACUUCUACUGGUGCUACUUCUACUGGUACUAGUACGGCUGCGGGUGGCGGAAGUGGAGGUGGAAGUAGCACUGCGAAGGCUACGGGGUCUAGUACCGGGGUGAUGACAUCAACCAAGACGGGAACAGGGAUGACAACGACGACGACGACGAUGGCUACUGUUACCAGUUCGGUGACGACUUCGCUCACGGGGUCGGCGACAACUGUGGCGGGGGCGACGAGCUCGCAGUCUGUGUCGGGGCCGCAACAAGCGGGUGGUGCGGCGAGGGUGACGGGUGUGAUGGUUGCUGCAAUGGUGGUGGCUGCAAUUUUGGCGGUUGUUGUUGCGCUGUGA